AUGGAGAACGAAACCGAAUACUAUCAGAGUUACCCUGGAAUAUACUUUAUGUCACGAAAAGGUAAAGGGAAAAAGAAGAAGAAAGGCAAAUCAGGGAAAAAGACGAAAGACAACAACGGAGAUAAUAAAAGUGAAUCAGAGACUUUGGAAUCUGUAGAAGACCCAAUCAUGACUGAUGAAAAUGGCAGCGGGCCGGAUGAAACAGAAGAUGAUUCUAACAAAUCCGUGAUAUACCGUGCAAAUGUCGAUGAAUCAGCUGAUCUCAAUGAAAACCGAAUAUCCACUGACGCCAUGAUGUCUGUGCCGCCGGAAUACGAAACGGCACCUGAAAAAGUAAAAUUCAUAAAUAAUGAAGAUGUAGAAAUACUAGAAAGUAAUGUAGACAAAUUAAAAAUUGAAGAAGAAUCUAUUUUUGAGAAUGAAGAAAAGAAAUAUACGCGGAUCAACACAAGAGCUUUACCGAAAGAAGCUACAACGUAUGAAUUAGAGACUUUUAAUAAACAUGCAAUGAUUAUUUUUAAUCAGAAGGAAAUUGAUGGACAUCUACCUCGGCUUGGGACUGAAAAAGAUGUUGAGGCUUUGACUAGAACCUUUUCCAAUUAUGGUUUUGAAGUGACACCACACAACAAUUUGACCAAAGAUGAAUUAUUUAAGGAAUUGAAAACAUUUAGCGAGAGAGAUUUCACUGACUAUGGCUGUGUGGCGGUGGCCAUUUUGACACACGGCUCUAACAACGGUCUACUAAGGGCAAAAGACCAGCAGUACAGCGAGAUCGAAGUCAUCAACCACUUCAAAGACUCCUCCAAGCCCACGCUAGUGACUAAACCUAAGAUUAUUAUCAUACAGGCAUGCCGUGGUACGAAGAUCACGCAAGGUCUACCAGUGUUCCACGCUGGCAAGAUCCGCAAAGACUUCGAUGAAGAGGAUCUGGAGCCUUACAUCCUGCCUGUCGAGUCUGAUCUCCUGAUCCUGCAUAGUUCUUAUGUUGGCCGGGCUUCACACAGAAAUGAACUCUACGGCUCCUGGUUCAUCCAGACAUUAUGCAAGAAGAUAGACGGCCUCUCCCCAACGCAGGACCUUGAAUCCAUUCUCACUGAGGUCAAGAGGGAGGUGGCAAUCGACAAACAACAUGAGGAGUACAACAAAAGGACAUUUGAAAUGAACGUGAACAAGCAGAUGCCAGUUUUGACAUCCACUUUGAUCAGAAAGCUGUUCCUGAAGAAGUUUGGGGAGAAAGGAAGAAAGGAGACGUAUGUGGACCAGUCGAGAAGGCCCAGCGAGUCACAGCAUGAAGUCCUGGAUGCUGUCAAUACUGUGGCAGUGCCCGUCACACCUUUGCUGGUUCAAUUCGGACCUUGUUCUUGUUUUCUGGACCAUUUCGUUUAUAUGAGGGAUUGUUUGAGGUACUUCGUCGAAGAAAAUCCAUGCGACGAGACUGCUCAAAACUUUUUGGACAUUGCGAACACCUUCGAGGAUGGCGUAGAAUUCAACACUCCAAAGGACAAAAUGUGUAAAGCUAUAAGCAAGCAUUUAAUGAACAAUGCCCGAUCUAGCAAGUAUUAUAAAUUCCUAUAUUUCUAUCAUUCCCAACAGAACUCUCAAGUACAAACUACACCGCCACAGCCGUACCAGUAA
Messenger RNA from Spodoptera littoralis (African cotton leafworm), 1635 nucleotides. Lineage: Eukaryota; Metazoa; Arthropoda; Insecta; Lepidoptera; Noctuidae. The record is from the annotation of a GenBank genome assembly.